Messenger RNA from Siniperca chuatsi (mandarin fish), 3677 nucleotides. It is a transcript of the gene rasgrp4, whose product is annotated as RAS guanyl releasing protein 4. Lineage: Eukaryota; Metazoa; Chordata; Actinopteri; Centrarchiformes; Sinipercidae. Gene Ontology annotation, cellular component: plasma membrane. Gene Ontology annotation, biological process: positive regulation of GTPase activity; Ras protein signal transduction. The transcript has 17 exons. The record is from RefSeq and is a predicted model, not a curated record. Gene Ontology annotation, molecular function: calcium ion binding; guanyl-nucleotide exchange factor activity. Bases 484 to 2619 code for a protein of 711 amino acids.
UCAGAGCCAGUUCCUCCAUUUAAGAUGCUGACUUGUUUAUGUUGAAGGGACAAGUGAAUGCGUCUUGUUAGCUCGUGUACUCUACUUUUAAGGUUGUUUGAGGCUUUUUCUCUUAACAUGUCUACUUUGUUGCAGGUGGAGGGAGCAUGAGGUCUGUUUUAUUGCUGAUUUGUGGUUGAUAGACAUUUUCAGAUAGCAGAGAGAGAGGGAGGUUGACUGACACACAGUGGUUUGAUAAGCAGGGUUUAGGCGUGGAGUUUAGUCUAGUCGAUGACUGGUAGGUGGGCAGCCCUGACCCCAAGCAGCUCUACGUCUUGUGCCUGCUCUUGCUGUCCUGGGCACAUAAACACAUAGAGGACACAGAGGAGGAGAAGGAGGAGGAGGAGGAGGAGCAGGGUCAACCAUGGAGCUGUAGGGACACGCUCAGAUGCCCGUGCGGAUCACCAGUGGAGGAGGAGUGCCGCUGAGGAGAAGAGCUCUGCAAUGAACAAGACCAAGAGGAAGCCCAAUGUGGAGAGCCCUGGUGGGCUGAAGAGCAGGAAGCUGGUGCAGCGGAGGAGGAAUACAUGUCCCAGUCCUCAGGACAUCAGCCGGGCUCUGCAGAGCCCCAGCUCUGCUCCCAGCGCCAGUGCUGCCAGCCUGGAUGAGCUCAUACAACGCUGCCUAAACUGCUUCGAUUCAGAGGGGAAGCUUUCCAGCCCCAGAGGGUCCCAGCUGGUCCACAUGACCCUGAUGAUGCACAGUUGGGUCGUGCCAUCUCAGAUGUUCGCCCAGAAACUUCUCACCCUUUAUAAGGAUUGUCCCUUGGACAAGAGAGGACUGAGGCGGACACAGAUCUGCCACCUUAUCAGACAGUGGAUGAGCCAGUUUCCGGCGGUAUUCGAGGCAGACCCCCUCCUUGAGCAGACCAUGGGGGACCUGUGGGCGCUGGUCCGGUCAGACGGAAAGGAAAUGCACUCGCAGCUCAUGGACACCUCCUGCUUAAGCCCUCAUGUGAACAUAUUCCAGGCGCCCUCACCCUCUGUGAAGAAGAGGAAGGUGUCUUUGAUCUUCGACCACAUGGAGCCAGAUGAGAUGGCUGAGCACCUCAGCUACCUGGAGUUCAAGAACUUCUGUAACGUUUCAUUCCUGGACUACCGCAGCUACGUGGUGCGAGGCUCAGUGAGGGACAACCCUGCUCUGGAGCGAUCGGUCAUGAUGUGUAAUGGAGUCUCCCAGUGGGUCCAGCUGAUGAUCCUCAGCAGACAUACAGCCCAGCAGAGAGCCCAGGUCUUCACUAAGUUCAUUCAUGUGGCUCAGAAACUUCGAGCACUGCAAAACUUUAACACUCUAAUGGCAGUGACUGGAGGCCUUUGUCACAGCUCCAUCUCCCGCCUUAAAGACACAUCUAACCUGCUGCCUCCUGACAUCACUAAGGCCCUGAGUGAAAUGACAGAGCUGCUCUCCUCUCGCAGCAACUACAGCAACUACCGGCGGGUUUACAACGAGUGCAGCGGCUUCAAGGUGCCCAUCCUGGGCGUCCACCUGAAGGAUCUGAUCUCGCUGAAUGAGGCCCUGCCGGACUACAUCGACGAGGACAAGAUCAACCUGAGCAAACUGCAGCACCUGUACAGCAACAUCAACGACCUGCUGGCCAUUCACAACUGCAAACCGCCCUUCGAGGCCAACAAAGACCUUCUGCAUCUGCUCACGCUCUCUCUAGAUUUAUACUACACUGAGGAUGAGAUAUAUGAACUUUCAUACACCAAGGAACCCAAGAACUCCAAGAUCCAGCCUGUAGCUCCAGUUAAACCGCCUGUAGUGGCAGAGUGGGGCUCAGGGGUCACCCCCAGGCUCGACCCUGACACCAUAUCUAAACAUGUCAAACAGAUGGUGGAUUCCAUAAUGAAAAAUUACGACCAGAACCAGGAUGGUUACAUUUCACUGGAUGACUUUGAGAAAAUAGCAGCCAACUUCCCCUUCUCCUUCUGCACUCACGAAACUGACAGGGAGGGACAAAUCAGCCAUGAAGACAUCACCUCUUACUUCAUGAGGGGAAUGUCUAUAUGUGCCAAGCUGGGCUACAACUUCAAUGACGCGCACAACUUCCACGAAACCACGUAUAAACGGCCAACGUUUUGUGAAACUUGUGGAGGCUUUCUGUGGGGAGUCAUCAAACAGGGCUACCACUGUAAAGACUGUGGGAUAAACUGCCACAGACACUGUAGAGAUCUGGUGGGGAAAGAGUGCUUGAAGAAACAUAAAAACACAACUGGGUCCUGCCCAUGCACCCCUGCCCCCGACUCAAGAACCAAGGGCAACAGCUGGAGUUCAGAGGAGGAGGCCUUUAUUUUCCCCCAAAGUAACGAGACAGAACACAACAAGGGCACCUCUGUUUGGAAAAAUAACACCGGUGAUUCGACGCUGUCGGACCGCUCCACUCAGACAGAUCCUGGAGUGUGGACACCUGAGAAAAAGGACAAGAGGGGAAACCACCACAACUCUCUUGUUGCGUCUCCAGAUAAAAAGGUCAACACACUGCCACAGAGAACCCGAGGCUGCUCCAUGCCUGUUUCCUUCUUGCAGGAGAAGAUGGAGGAGCUGCAUCUCUACAAAGACAAGAGCAGAGAGCCAGAUUGAGCACUCCCAUCUUCUAACAUUUCCCCUCAUGGACAAAACAUCCAGACACCAUCACGUUGAAGACAGAGCUGUGUCUGACUGGUGUUGAACUGAUGAGAUGUACUGGCCAUUCACAUCAGAAUGCCAGAAAUUAUACAUGGACUCCCUCAUGUUUCAAGUAUGGAUGUGACAUGUUUUUAUUAUUUUAUUUUUGUCUUAUUAGUUUGGCUUAUUGUUUAGGCUUCAAACAUCAAUUUUCCUACUGUAAUUUAUAAACACCUCAUUUGGUUUUUAGAAGAUGCCUUGGUUCUUUGGUGCUUUGAUUCUACACAACCUCAAUCCAUAAGGUCAUUUAUGACAAUAGACACAAGGGUUUCCUGAUCCUAUAUACACAUAAUAAAUACAGGGCAGGAAAUUAACACUAACCUCAACAAAAGUCUGGUCAAUUUAAACUUUGGCAGCUAUAUGACAACUCUGCACAUGAAUUUGUAAAGUAAGCCGCCAAAAAUUUUAGAACUGCCAUUUGUUUGGCUUUGGGUUGGGUGAAAUGAUAUACAGUAUAUACCAUGAGACAAUUUGUCGUUUGUCAACCAGUAGAUAUUGCUAUACCGUUUAUGAUCACUGAAAUCACAAAUCACUGAAGCCAUUUCUUUAUGGCAAUAUUGGACUCACUGGAGUUUUGCUUGCGACUACCUUUGCAUUUCCAUCUGGUUAAUUUCUUAGUUACAUUUCCAGAAAAUGUUCAUCAAAAUUUCUAUUGCUAUCACAAACAAUGUAAUAGUGAUAGAACACUUUGUCCAUAUCGCCCAUCCCGAGUUUGGUUGGUAAAUAGUGAAAGCAUCUUCGGAAGUUUUAUCCAUCAGCCACCACAACUAGCAGCAGAAAAAGUUUAUUUCCUGCCCUGACAACAUUUUUGACUUUCAAAAGUUCAUUCAAGGUUCAGCAGGACUGCACUGGAACUAUACAUAUGCCCCAAAAUUGGCAUAUUUUUUUAGCUAAAUGCGUGUUUGUUUUGUCCUUUUGUCCACGAUUUUAAUCUUGUUGAAAAUAAGAAAAAAUACACCAACAAUGAUAAAUCA